Messenger RNA from Rhagoletis pomonella (apple maggot), 1160 nucleotides. Its product is annotated as ribosome biogenesis protein BRX1 homolog. Gene Ontology annotation, molecular function: rRNA binding. The record is from RefSeq and is a predicted model, not a curated record. Lineage: Eukaryota; Metazoa; Arthropoda; Insecta; Diptera; Tephritidae. The transcript has 3 exons. Gene Ontology annotation, cellular component: nucleolus. Gene Ontology annotation, biological process: rRNA processing; ribosomal large subunit assembly. The coding region runs from base 85 to 1146 and encodes 353 amino acids.
CAUCCCUAUGCGUGUUUUGUUUUUAAAAUCUAGCUACACGUGCGGCGCUUUUUUCGAAGGGUAGACAUAUUUUACAUUUAAACAAUGGGACGCAAAACUCACAAAAAGAAAAAGGUACAGCAGCUUGAGAUCGUACCUAUUGAUGAAAAUCCUCCACUUCCGCCUCAGAGAACAUCCGAAGACGUUGUACCGAAAAGGGAGAAAUGGAUUAACAAGCAACGUGUAUUAGUUUUUGCUGCGAGAGGCAUCAAUCACCGUGACCGUCAUUUGAUGCGUGAUAUAAGAACUUUAAUGCCACAUCACCGACCAGAGUCUAAAAUGGAACGUUCUAAAACACUUUCUGUGAUAAACGAUAUGUGUGAAAUGAAGCAUUGUAAUAAAACAAUACUAUUCGAAGGCCGUCGUAAACGCGAUUUAUAUAUGUGGGUUGCUAAUGCAUCAACUGGACCGUCAGCCAAGUUCCUUGUGGAAAAUAUUCAUACCAUGGCUGAAUUAAAAAUGACUGGGAACUGUUUGCGCGGUUCCAGGCCUUUGUUGUCUUUUGAUGCAAAAUUCGAUGAAGUACCUUACUUGAAAUUAUUGAAAGAACUAUUCACGCAAACCUUCGGGGUACCAAAUCACCAUCCCAAAAGUCAACCAUUCAUAGAUCAUGUCUAUACUUUUACAUACUUGGAUCACCGCAUAUGGUUUAGAAAUUUUCAAGUCCUUUCGGAAGAUGGCGGUUUAGCAGAAAUUGGGCCAAGAUUUGUAAUGAAUCCCGUUAAAAUAUUUGAAGGAUCGUUUACUGGGACUGCUAUAUGGGAAAAUCCAAACUAUGUCAGUCCCUCGCGGCAACGUCAAAUGCUCAAGAAGGCAGCAAAGGAGAGAUAUGUCAACCGUGUAGAACAAAAGGUACAUCAAGAGGCAAACCGGCCAAAAGAAGCAUACGAAGGACUCGAAUAUGAUGAGUUAUUUGAAAACGAAAACGCAUUAACCACAGCCAAAUUAUUAGCAGAAAAAGCAAAGGAAAAGAAGACUUCAGCUGAAGCCAGUAAGAAAAAGUCCACUAAAUCAGGUCUGACGAAGAAAAUCAAAGAGAAACAACUAAAAGCUGCAGUUGAACUUAUUGCAAAGAAGAAAGCAAAAGUAUCAAAUAAAAAUAAAUAACGCUAAUUUGUAAA